AUGCCCUCUCUGAAAAGCUGUCUUCGUCUUUCUUUCUGUUUUUUUUUCCUUCGUUUUUUUCUUCUAAACAUACAAUAGAAGAUUCCAAAUCUUUGAUGAAAUGAAACCAUUAGCAUGAUCGAGUUUCCAUGCAAAACAUACACUCAGAACCUUCGUUCAGUUUCUCGCUGUGGCAUUAAAACCAAGGAAAAACGUUACCUCGGAAUCAUGUCGUGUGUGGCAGCACGUACUGGGCGACAACGACAGCGUUAUGAAGACAACAUGCGACUCGUUUCUGGAUGCAUUCCCUAUAGAUGGAAAAAGGGAAAAGCAGAUCAAAUGGGAGAUACAGAGGAGAUAAUAGAAGUACUUAUGAUUUCUUCACCAAAACGUGAUGACCUUUUGUUUCCAAAGGGUGGAUGGGAGGAUGAUGAGACUGUCACAGAAGCUGCUUGCCGUGAAGCUCUAGAGGAAGCUGGAGUCAAAGGGAUUAUAAGGGAAAUUCCCUUGGGAAGAUGGGAGUUCAGAAGCAAAAGCAGUAAUGAUUCAUGUAGCCAGGAAGGAUGGUGUAGAGGGUACAUGUUUGCCUUGGAGGUGACUGAAGAACUUGAGACUUGGCCAGAGCAGAAAGACCAUAAUCGCCAAUGGGUAAACAUAAAAGAGGCAUUCAGACUAAGCCGAUAUGACUGGAUGUGCAAGGCAUUGGAGGUGUUUUUAAGAGUUAUGGCAGAGGACAGAACACUAAAGAAUGAGGAAAAUAAUGUUGAGUCUGCUUCAAUUUCAGUGCCAGAUGGGUCAGAAAAUCAAAAUAUGUCAUCCAAAUACUAUAAAAGAACCUCUACUACAAAACACCAUGGUAUGCCAUCAAGAACCAAUAUCCUGGCCCAUGCUUCCCAGGAGAUAGCUAUGUAUUUUGGUUAUUGACACUACUCUUGCAGUGUGCUUCUUUAUGUGGCACAGUAACUUCUUCCAUUUUGGAAAAAAAAAUGUAAUGACACUGUCACCGUUAGUUUGCUUGAACACUUGCAAACUUAAUUUAAGGUAAUUUUAAUUUUGUAAAAGUGAGUUUUGGCUAAAAAUUGAUCUUGAAGUAAACUGAUUUAUGUUAAAA
This is a messenger RNA of Glycine soja, 1090 nucleotides long. RefSeq names its product nudix hydrolase 12, mitochondrial-like. Gene Ontology annotation, molecular function: pyrophosphatase activity. Gene Ontology annotation, cellular component: cytoplasm; nucleus. Lineage: Eukaryota; Viridiplantae; Streptophyta; Magnoliopsida; Fabales; Fabaceae. The record is from RefSeq and is a predicted model, not a curated record. The transcript has 7 exons. Bases 115 to 903 code for a protein of 262 amino acids.